AUGAAGAUUGAGUUUGCUCCCCGCUCUGUGCCACUGCAGAGAAGGCUUCAGACAGCAUCAGUCGUCCAAUGGGUCUUCAGCUUCCUGGGUCUAGCACAGUGCUGCACAGUUAUCUUCAUCGCCCUCUUCUUCACUCGAUUUUGGCUGCUUAGUGUCCUCUACGCUGGAUGGUGGAUAAUAGACAGGGAAAAACCGAGCAAGGGUGGGAGGAGGAUCCAUCUCCUCCGGAAUUGUGUCGUCUGGAGGUACAUGAGGGACUAUUUCCCCAUCACGCUGGUGAAGACGGCAGAGCUGGACCCUAGACAGAACUACCUGCUGGGAUUUCACCCCCAUGGGGUGCUGGCAGCAGGAGCCUUUCUCAACUUCUGCACAGAGGCAUCAGGCUUUUCCUCACUCUUCCCAGGCAUCACCCCACACCUGAUGAUGCUUUCCUUGUGGUUUCGUGUCCCAUUCUUUAGGGAUUACCUAAUGAGUGGAGGCCUUGUCUCCUCUGACAAGGAGAGUGCAUCCUACGUGCUGAGGAAGCCUGAGGGUGGCAACUUGCUGGCCAUCAUCGUUGGUGGGGCACAGGAGGCACUGGAUGCCCAUCCAGGAUCCUAUACUUUGCUGCUGAAGAACAGGAAGGGAUUCGUGCGUGUGGCCAUCCAGCAUGGCACCCCAUUGAUCCCUGCCUUUUCCUUUGGAGAGAAUGACCUCUUUGAUCAGGUGAGGAACCCGAAGGGCUCCUGCCUGAGGUGGAUCCAGCACCGGCUCCAGCAGAUCAUGGGCAUCUCCCUUCCCCUCUUCCAUGCACGGGGCAUCUUCCAGUACAGCUUCGGACUCGUACCCUACCGGCGGCCCAUCUGCACCGUGGUUGGAAAGCCAAUUCCAGUGCAGAAGAAGUUCAAACCCUCUGAUGAAGAAGUUGACGAAGUCCACCAGAAAUACCUCAAUGCAUUGUCCAAGCUCUUUGAGGAGCACAAAGCUAAUUAUAACAUCCCAGAAGAUGCACACCUGGAAUUUAUAUAG
This is a messenger RNA of Acanthisitta chloris (rifleman), 1008 nucleotides long. It is a transcript of the gene MOGAT2, whose product is annotated as monoacylglycerol O-acyltransferase 2. The record is from RefSeq and is a predicted model, not a curated record. Gene Ontology annotation, biological process: diacylglycerol biosynthetic process; triglyceride biosynthetic process. Gene Ontology annotation, molecular function: diacylglycerol O-acyltransferase activity; 2-acylglycerol O-acyltransferase activity. The transcript has 6 exons. NCBI's taxonomy places the organism in Eukaryota, Metazoa, Chordata, Aves, Passeriformes, Acanthisittidae. Bases 1 to 1008 code for a protein of 335 amino acids. Gene Ontology annotation, cellular component: endoplasmic reticulum membrane.